Molecule: messenger RNA, 797 nt
Organism: Syzygium oleosum
Lineage: Eukaryota; Viridiplantae; Streptophyta; Magnoliopsida; Myrtales; Myrtaceae
Exons: 4
Coding region: 132-569 (145 amino acids)
Source: RefSeq, a predicted model, not a curated record
CUCCUUCCUUCGCUAUUUUUUCCCUCUGCAACUUGAAGGUGGGGCCGGAGUUUCACCGAUCGAGAGAUGCCGGGGAGACGAUCGGCGACCCAUUCGCAAGCGUAAAGGUCGUAUGAGAGGUUGCUGUAAGGAUGUCAAGGCCGUGGCUCCUUGUUUUCCUGCUUUUGCUGAUUGUGUUCACGUCUCAGUUCGAGUGGAAGCAACAAUUCGGUAAUGAGAAUGACCUGACUCCGAACAAGUCGCAGAAGGAGCAAUAUGUUUCUGAAAGGGAAGAAACCGUGAAGGAAAAGUUAGCCAGUCAACAUAAUGUCAUAGAGUGGAGAUUAAGGACGACUGUGAAUGUGAAGAGGAUGAAAAAGAAGGCAAAGCCUGAAUCGGCAACGCAAAGAAAGGACUUUACAAAGAUUAUCCUCUCUCAAGAGAAAACCAUUCAGAAACUCAAUGAGCUUGUCCAAACUCUCCGCCAACAGCUCCACCAGUGUAGGGGCGAAAAUGAUAGCAGUGGAUCCUCUGGUCCUUUAACUGAAAUACUGACAGAGCUUGAUCGGCAUCCAAUCUUGGAGGACUAGUCAUGUAUCAUUACUGAGCUUCAUGAUUGUAAGUAAUUAACUCAUUUAUUUUCUAUGGAAGCAUUUUGUAUGAGUGUGAUUUACCAUGCCAUCGUUGGAGUUGAUUGAUGCAAUUUUGCUUCCACAAAAUCUAAUGUAUGUUAACUACAUUCAUUAAUUUUCGGAUCCUCAUCUUGCUGAGCAAUCUUGAGGGUGAUAUGUAGAUUGAAACCGGUUAUUUUGGUUCCA